UUGAUGCGGGCAGUAAGCGAACAACAGCUUCCGGUUUCACGAUAAGACGAACUCCAAAACUCGUCUUAUUUUCUUAUUUCGAGAAUCAUACCAUCAUUAUUUUUAUUUUAAAGACGACGUGGAAGCGUUUACUGGAUUAUAACGUAGAAUAAUGGCUUAUAAAUAUUUUAGUAUUGAUAAAAUAUGUGAACCGGAAGUACUUUUAGAGAUGCUUUCUAGAAUAGUUGCGCACUUUCUGGUUUGUUCUGGUGUAUUUUAUUAUGAAAUUCACUCACAUGUUGGCUUCUUACAAAGUGUGUCGACAUUUCAUCUGUUUAGUUUAAUAUGUAAUAGGUAUGCAUAUGUUUUACAGUAAAAUGGCCUACAAAACUACUGGUACAUUAUUGUUUCAUUCGUACAUUUUCAUAAGAGUAGUAAGUGUAUAAAUUAAUUAAAACUGAAAAUCUAAUUAGAAGAACUAGUAUUAGCUAGUAUUAGAAGUAUUAGCAGAAUGUCCCCUGUCAGUGCAUUAUAUUAUAUAAUAUAAUAUAUAUAUUACAUUCAGUGGGUGGAAAUAUGCUUUUAUUUUGGUACAAGUAGCCAGAAUUUAAAAAUAUUAUUUUACAAGUUAGAUAUUUUGCAUUUAUAGCGUAAUAACAGGUUAUAUUGGGCAAUAUGAGCAGCAAAAACUCAAAGACGCAAAAAGAAAAAAUAUUAUAAUAUUUGUUGUUGUUUUUUAUUGUUUGUAGCUGGGUAUGGUAUGGCAUACAAUUAAAACAUCAAGAUUGUAUAACAUCUUGAUCUAGAAAGUACCCCUCCUACAGCUUUCAAAUGAAUCUAGUGAAGUAAAACUACAACAUAAAGUAUAAAUGAAUUAUAAAGCAUGUAAUGGACAUGCUCAUUGUAUUGCAUUGUGUUGUUUUGUGUUGUAUCAGGCCUGUUAUAUAGGCAGGGAGCGGAUCAGCUGACUGACUGAGCAGGGAGGAGGAGCUGUGAAACUUUGCUGCAGGCAGUUAGUUUCUGUGCUGAUGGAGGUUACGUUUUAACAAUUCAAUUCGUCUUCGAGCACGUUAAAACCGAGUGGGGAUAGAAAACGGAUCCAAGCCGCUGUAGGACAUUUAGUGUACCGACCAAUCUGUGUUUAUUGUUUAUUACAAUGGGGAGCUGGAAGAGUCACGUCCGCGCUCGACUGCAACACAGGGACCAAACUGAGAAGGUGCCCUAUGUCGGGGUCUUCACUAGCUUGUCUCAGCUGGAGGAACGGUUUGAAAUUCGCAAACAAAUAUUGGAUGAUGUUCAGUCAAAGAGUGGAGUUGAAGUCGGGAAAAACACCAAACUCCUUCAACUCCAACUGAGAGAGAGUGAACACCUGGCUGAAAAGCUGUCUCAGACCGUCUCUGAGCUGACCACCGUCCUGUAUCUGAAAGAGGCUGAACUGCAGUACUGGCAGUCACGUGUGUCCCACUACCGUCAAGAGGCACUUACUCUGGCUAAAGGGAGUAAUACCCUGAAGGCGGCCCUUUCAGAAUUCGAGUUUACAGUAGAGUGUCAAUCCAAAGAGCUGGCAGCCCUGCGUGCGGAGCAGAAAGGACUUAAGGAAGCAUUGGGACAGGCUUGGAGAGAGAAAGAGGAACUCUUGCAACGAUGGAUGGAGGAGAAGAGGGAGGAGGCAGACAGGUUGAAUAAGUACAACGACACGCAGGAAAGGUGGCAACAUUUGGCCAAACAGCUAAAGAAGCAACUUCAUAGGGAAGUGGGAAAAGAGCAAGUUCCCAUAGUGCCGAGUCCUUGGAGUGGUCCAUCAGAAAUGUCUCCAUCGGUCAUUCAGAGGAUUAAUAAUACAACAGAGAUGCACCAGGGGCACACAGACCACAACCAUGUUUCAGCUGUUGAAGAAGUCUAAUAUUCCCAAGAGAUCCUCAGCACAAGCAUUACCUCUCUGUCAACUUCUCCUGUGCUUGUAGUUGGAAGAAUUGAUUGCACAUAUGUGACGCCAGGAUCGUGGAACAACCCUUUGCAACUGGAAGUGUUAUGAUGAGAUGGUUUCUUAUCUGUAUCUGUUUGUUUGUAAGUACCUGCAUGUAAAUGUACCUAAAAGUUGAUUUAAAGAUCAGUUUAAUUUAGAGUUUGUUAGAGUAUAACUAAACUCAACCCUAGUAAUUUCAAUUACACUCCAGCUAACUCAUCACAUCUGGAGGUACAAAUUUACAUUCCUCACUAAAUCAUUUUUACAAUCCCUUCAGUUGUACCAUUUGAGGUGAAACAACCUCUGUUCAUGUAGUUCAUGUCAUUUAAAUUGCAGGAGCUGGUGUUGUUGUACUGUCAGGGCUUGGUAUUAGUGACUAUGUGCCUAUUUCAGCUUUUAACUUUAUCUUUAUUUGAAAAGAAAAUCAUGAAUAUGUUUUAUUAACUAGGUCAAAAAGUGUAUUUGAUAAGAAUUUCAUAACCUGAGACCUUUUGUUAAGGCUUACUUUGUAACAUAAUUUGAAAUAAUUUUUGAAAAAUUAACCUUUCUUAUUCAAAUGGAAAAUGUUAAAUGUUAUUUUAAAGAAAUGUGAAUUGUUGUUUUUCUAUAUGUAAAAAAAAAAAUAAAGUCUGC
This is a messenger RNA of Morone saxatilis (striped sea-bass), 2578 nucleotides long. Its product is annotated as autophagy-related protein 16. Bases 1136 to 1882 code for a protein of 248 amino acids. Gene Ontology annotation, cellular component: autophagosome membrane. Gene Ontology annotation, biological process: autophagosome assembly; negative stranded viral RNA replication. NCBI's taxonomy places the organism in Eukaryota, Metazoa, Chordata, Actinopteri, Moronidae. The transcript has 7 exons. The record is from RefSeq and is a predicted model, not a curated record.